This is a messenger RNA of Elephantulus edwardii (Cape elephant shrew), 823 nucleotides long. RefSeq names its product transmembrane protein 33 (gene TMEM33). The record is from RefSeq and is a predicted model, not a curated record. Lineage: Eukaryota; Metazoa; Chordata; Mammalia; Macroscelidea; Macroscelididae. The transcript is spliced from 7 exons. Gene Ontology annotation, cellular component: membrane; endoplasmic reticulum. The coding region runs from base 89 to 823 and encodes 244 amino acids. Gene Ontology annotation, biological process: endoplasmic reticulum tubular network organization; membrane organization.
CCGGUUAGCGGGGUCUCGGACUCGGCGCUGACCUUUGUCUCUUCUCUCUUGGCGAUCACAGCGUCCCAGACACGAGUGUGAGUUCCCCAUGGCAGACAGGACCCCGAACGGCCCCCAAGGGGCUGGCGCAUUGCAAUAUAUGAUGGCCAAUAAACUGGACACAGCAAUGUGGCUUUCUCGCUUGUUCACCGUGUAUUGCUCCGCUUUGUUUGUUCUGCCUCUUCUUGGGUUGCAUGAAGCAGCAAGCUUUUACCAACGUGCUUUGCUGGCAAAUGCUCUGAGGCUGCACCAAAGAUUACCUCACUUCCAGUUAAGCAGAGCAUUCCUGGCCCAGGCUUUGUUAGAGGACAGCUGCCACUACCUGCUGUAUUCUCUCAUCUUUGUCAACUCCUACCCGGUUACAAUGAGUAUUUUCCCAGUCUUAUUGUUCUCUUUGCUCCAUGCUGCCACAUACACUAAAAAGGUUCUCGAUGCAAAAGGUUCAAAUAGUUUACCUCUCCUGAGAUCUGUCUUGGAUAGACUAAGUGCUAAUCAGCAGAAUAUUCUGAAAUUUAUUGCUUGUAAUGAAAUUUUCUUGAUGCCGGCUACAGUUUUUAUGCUUUUUAGUGGUCAAGGAAGUUUGCUUCAGCCUUUUAUAUACUACAGAUUUCUUACUCUUCGAUACUCCUCUCGAAGAAAUCCAUACUGCCGGACCUUGUUUAAUGAACUGAUGAGGAUUGUUGUUGAGCACAUAAUCAUGAAACCCGCGUGCCCCCUGUUUGUGAGAAGACUGUGUCUCCAGAGCAUUGCCUUCAUAAGCAGAUUGGCACCAACAGUAGCAUAG